AUGGCAACCCCGCGGUCGGUUUGUAAACACGGAAGUAACGCUUUUUCUCCCCCUCUCUCCCUCCUCUCUCCCCACACUCCCUCGGCCAGUCCCCAGUCCCCAAUCACUGCUCACGGACUCACUUUGUAUUCGUGCUGCAGAACACUCACCAUGGACCGGAGGCUGCUGGUGCUGGUGCUGCUGGUGCUGGGCCUGGUUUUCAGCCGGACCGAGGCGAGAGGAGGCGGGCUGAAGCAGACUGUGCAGGUGCUGGGCUUCGACUGGCAGAACUGUGGUAAACCUGAUGCCCCGGCCGUCCUGAAGAGCCUCAGUGUGUCUCCGGACCCCAUCUCCAUCCCGGGGUCUGUGACCGCAGAGGCCUCAGGGGCCACGGCCGUGGAGCUCGACUCCCCUCUGGCUCUGAACGUGACGCUGGAGAAGGAGGUGGCAGGAUUCUGGGUGAAGAUCCCGUGUGUGGAGGAGCUGGGCAGCUGUCACUAUGAGGACCUCUGUGACCUCCUGGAGCAACUCCUGCCCCCGGGACAGGACUGUCCUGAACCUCUGCACAGCUACAGCCUGCCCUGCCGCUGCCCCUUCAAGACCUGCAGCAGACUGACUGAGGAGAGAGAUGAGGCCCAGAGACAACUCACACACAUCAAGAGAGAAGUCGGCGGCUCCUACAGCCAGAGCCCCGUUUGCCAUCAGGUCGUGACCCCAGGGGGUUGGGACAGACCUCAGACUGACCUCAGACAGACCUCAGACAGACCUCAGACAGACCUCAGACUGACCUCAGACAGACCUCAGACAGACCUCAGACAGACCUCAGACAGACCUCAGACUGACCUCAGACUGACCUCAGACAGACCUCAGACAGACCUCAGACUGACCUCAGACAGACCUCAGACUGACCUCAGACUGACCUCUGACAGACCUCAGACAGACCUCAGACAGACCUCUGACAGACCUCAGACAGACCUGGACCUGGACCUUCAGGGAGACCAUAGAGCAAAUGUUGACUUAUAUGUGUCUCAGAUGGUGAUCGAGGAGGUGAGCGUGCUGCAGACUCAGCUGGAGAUCGAGAAGUCGUGUCGGGAGAACGCCGAGGCUCUGGCCACAAAGCUGAACACUGAGAACAGGAAGCUGAAAUACCUGAGCUUAUCCUCGCGCCCAUGUUUGGACGAGAUCCUUCCCAGCAUCUCCGACCGCAUCGCCACGGAGACGGAGACGGACGCCAUGGAGCGAGACGGUGACCACGACACCUUCGCACAGUACCAGAGGCAGGUGAAAGAGCUGCAGGAGACCGUGACCGCUCUGCUGGAGGAGAAGAAGACUUUAGUUUGUCAAGUGCACGAGCAGCAGAGACAAGUCACCGAGCUCACGGCACAGACGCAGAAGGACCAGGCAGAGAUCACGGAGCUCAGGGAGACCGUGGAGCAGCAGAGGAAGACCAUCAAGAGGUUCAACCGAGUGUCUGUGAUGGCGGCGCAGGAGUUCGAGGAGGUGCAGGAGCAGCUGGACCUGGAGCAGAGCCUUCGAGUCAAAGCCGAGGACUUCGCCCACGAGAUGUUGGUGAAGCAGAAAGAGGCCCGGAGACAGAGCUCGGUGCUGAUGCAGAGCUCUGAACCCAGUGAACAACUGCUGAAGGCUCUGGACGAACUGUCACAGGCCACGCAGAGACUGGAGGAGGAGAGGAGAGAGCGCCACCUGCAGGUGCAGCGUUUGGAGCAGCAGCUGGAGCAGAGUGCGCUUCAGAAGCAGCUGGAGACCGUGCAACAACAGCUGUUCCUAUUGGACGAGGAGAAGAAGGAGCUGGAAUCGCGGCUGGAGCAGGAAGUGAGGAGGAGCGGCGAGCUGUGGCACCGAGUGUCUGAGCUGCAGCAGGCUCCGCCCCCUGCGCCCACUCCAGCCCCGCCUCCUGCUCCAGGCGAAGCCCCGCCCCCCGCGCCCAUCCCUCAUCCCCCGCCUCCCCCUCCUCCUCCCCCACCCCCUCCCCCUCCUCCUCCGCCCUCCAGGUGUAACCCCAUCAGCUCUCUGAUCGCCAUCAUGAGGAAGUCGUCCAAAGGAUCCAAACACAGUGUGAAGACAGAGGCCCCCCAGGGAGAGUCAGCAGAGGGAGCAGAUGAAGUGAAGGUGAAGGCCGUGAAUGAGAUGAUGGAGAGGAUCAAACACGGCGUGGUGCUGCGGCCGGUCAAACCCUCCGACACCAAGCCGCUGCCCGUGAGCGAGGAGAAGCAGGACAGUGCCAUGGAGGAGCUCAAAGGAAUCCUGGAGACGGUGAAGCGCAGUCCCAGUCGUGGCUCUCAGGACUCGGCCUCGUCUCCUCAGCCCAAGAAGGACUCGGAGCUGGAGCUGAUCCUCCGCCGCAGACGCAACAAGGCUGGAGAGUCUGGAGAUGAAGGGGUCUCGAGCCGCAGGACCAGCUCGGACUCGGGCUCCAGUACUCUGGGGGUCCCCUCAGAUCAGAGCGGGCCCGCCGUCAGCCCGGACCGCAGGGGGUCUGGACCGGGACCCAUCGUGCCCCGAAGGAAGAGCUCGGACUGUGGUGGAGCUCGCAGAGAGUCCACCUGCUCGACCAAUGACACUGCUCUGUCCAACGGAGCCAAUCACAGUGGACCAGGGGAGGAGCAGGUCUCGGUCCAGGUCUCAGUCCAGGUCUCGGUCCAGGUCCAGACCAACGGAGUGAACGGAGAGGAGCACGUGGAGGAGGCGCAGGGAGGCCGGGCCGACCUCCUGCAGACGGCCUAA
This is a messenger RNA of Knipowitschia caucasica, 2724 nucleotides long. The record is from the annotation of a GenBank genome assembly. NCBI's taxonomy places the organism in Eukaryota, Metazoa, Chordata, Actinopteri, Gobiiformes, Gobiidae.